This is a messenger RNA of Dibothriocephalus latus, 372 nucleotides long. The record is from the annotation of a GenBank genome assembly. NCBI's taxonomy places the organism in Eukaryota, Metazoa, Platyhelminthes, Cestoda, Diphyllobothriidea, Diphyllobothriidae.
AUGUGGGUGGAUAGUUUUUUAUCUCCACCGCGCCAAAGUCAAACCCCUGACCAGGUAAAGGCUGCUACGCCAAAAAUAGGCGCCGGUGACGCCGCGAAUGACGAAGAGCCCUCUUCUUCGGUGACUCAGUCGGAGACCUCCACGGUCAAGUCAGGCAAGAAGGCCGUUAGCAAGAAGGCUGCCCUAACUGCUAAAAAGGCGGCCGCUUUGGAACAGGCUGAGGAGGCUGCCUCCAUGGUCCCCCUGCAAGUGAAUAAACUUCGCGAGACUCGCAUGCAGGACGAGAAAAAACGCAAGGUAAGACACGCUGCACCCGCGGCUUCUCUUCGACCGCCCCCCUCCCUGCUCCUGCUGAAUCAGCAGCUAGGAUGA